CUUAUUUGCUUGCUUUUGACAAUGAAAUUAGUUAAUUUAUGUGUUCAAUUUCAUAAUGUGCCCUCUAAGACAUUCAAAUAGGCUGGAGUAGCAAGUAGAUUCCCUAGUUCAAUUGUGUUUCCAUUCACAAAUAGGGCUUUUUAUUCUGGGCGGUAGGGCUGAAAGAGGCCGUGUCACCCAAUAGCGUGAGCUCUAUUGUAUCUGUGAAAGGCCCCAGCAGCACCAUGGGUAUUGUGUUCUCAAGAGGGGAAUCAGGUUUCCUUGACAACCGCAGGAUGCGUACCCAGAGGCCUAGGGACAGAGAAAAGGAGGCCAGAGAAGGAGGGAAAGAGACAAAAAACAAAUGAGACUUUCCAGUCCCGCGUUUUCUCCAGCUUUUUUUUUAUCAGGUCUUUUUUGAAAGAGGGAGCGAUGGAGGAGGUUGCCGCCCGGUCGUGACGGAGCCUUAGAGCGUUUGUGUGGUCUGUGUGUGUGUUUGUGUGUGUGUCUGCGCUGAAUCGGUGAGUACGCCUAGCUGUUCCAAUGUCUUUAUAACUCUGGCUUAUAGACCACACAGAGUAACAAAACAAAGGGACUGAAGUAUUGGCACAGUUUGUGACAUUUAUCAGUGUAUCAUUAACUUUCAAUAGGAAACACAAAGGCACACGUUGAGCCACUUUUACGCCUCGUCAAAACUAUGACUGAAUAUGGAAGGGGAUUAAUAUAUUCCCAUCAGUGUAAAUGGAAACUAUGAUCCAACUGUCCGUGAUGUGGUGUUUUGGACUGAAUGGUGAUCUUCUACACAAAGGAAACCAUUUUGACCCUAUCUGCCUUAUCUUCACUUUUGAGAACAGUGGAAAAAAAAAAAAAAAAAGAUUACCAGAGGCAGCAUCUCUGCGUUUCUUUUUCCAAGUUAUUGCACUAUUGACUGAUAAUAAUUCUUAUUUCUUCUAAUGUAUGAUUUUCUGUUUUGACAGUCAGGCCCACAUCUUGACUCUGGAUCAUGCGUUUUACACUGCGACCCCGGAGUGGCUGCUUGGUGCUGUGUCUUUCUGUCUCUCUGCUCACCCUGCUGCUGCAGAGCCUCUGGGUGCCUCCAGAGAUGACCAGAGAGGACCCGGCAGGUGCAGGGAGGUCUCCCGAGGAACAGGGUCACCAUGGUAACAGCGUGCGAAGACUGGCUCUACGCUUAGAGGCUCUGAGCUCUCAGGUGCAGCGGCUAGCGAGGGAGAGAGACGCUCCCCAGCCUGCUAAAGAGGAACUUACCAACCUUCUGCAAAGUCUCCGGCAGGACCAGGAGGGCUUGGUGCGGUCCGUGGAGAGAGAGCUACAGAGAAUGGCCCAGAAGCUGGAAAGCCUCGGUCAUCAGCCCCACACACCACGACCACAAGACGACCAUAGACCGCAGACAGGUCUCCGUGAGGUUUGUGAGGUGCCCAAGGACCCUGUGUAUCCCUACUGUGCUGAGAAAGUUGAGUUCCUGCAAGCCCGUUGGGACUCAGACCUCUGCUAUGCUUUCUACGGGGUGGAUGGUACCACCUGCUCCAUCCUGACCUAUCUGAGUGAGAGAGAAGACUUCUGUCCCCCCCACCCUGGAAGAAACCAUUCAGCACCACCAUGGCACCAGCAACCACGCACCCACAAAGAGAAGGCAGAGGUCCGGACGACUCUGAGGCCAUUGUAUGAGGUGUUUGGUGGAAUUCAGGGUCCUGCAAGAAGGUUCAUCCGGUCCAGGGUGGAGAGGCUGUCUACAUGCUGGAUAAAGGCGGGACAUAGGAUACGAGAGAACACCACUAAGACGACUUCACUGCAGAAGAGGGUCCUGCUGUACCCGGGGGUCCUGUCUGGGGGUGCAGGCCAGCGGUUCGGGGCCAUGGUGGACCAAGGGGGGCCUCUGGGGGAGCUGGUGCAGUGGGCUGACCUCAGUGCCUCUCUCUUCAUCCUGGGUCACAAUCUGACCUUUACCACCUCCCAGAACCACCUGCGCAGUGUGAUAGGUGCAGCCCCGGGUAAAGGAAGCUGCCCCAUCCAGAUGCCCCUGCCCUUUGACCUCAUCUAUACAGACUACCACGGCCUCGCCCAUCUCCAGGGAGCCAUGGGGCUGGCCUUCCAACACUACCAAUGCCGCUUCCGAAUCCUUGACUCUUUUGGUACGGAACCGGCUUUCAACCUAGGGACGUAUGCCCGGAGCCAUGGUUACAACACGCUAUGGGGAAGCUGGCGUCUACAGCCACUGCAGUACAUGACCAUGUUCCCUCAUACCCCUGACAACUCGUUCCUGGGGUUUGUGAGUGAGGAGGCGAUGGUGGAGCAGGAAGAGAGGGAGGAGGAAGUGGAGCCAGGGCCUUACAGGAAGGACAACACGGCUGUGGUCUACGGGAAACAGGACUACAUGUGGCAGGGCAAGGAGCGUUAUCUGGAGGUGAUCAGUCAGGAGCUGGAGACCCACGGCACAGUGUACCAGCCUCCAGGCCACUCCGCUCGGCUGCCCAGUAACAUCAUCAACCACGGCCUGCUGACCCAGGAUCAGUUCUUACAGCUCCUCAGAAGAGCCAAGGUGUUUGUGGGCCUUGGGUUUCCCUAUGAGGGUCCAGCUCCUUUGGAGGCCAUAGCUUUAGGGUGUGUCUUCCUCCAGCCGCGCUUCCAGCCCCCUCGCUCCUCUGAAAACAGUGACUUCUAUAAAGGGAAGCCCACAACACGACAGGUCUCCUCCCAGCACCCCUACGCUGAGGAGUUCAUCGGUAAACCCUACGUUUGGACCGUGGACAUGACCAACACUACUGACGUUCAAGAGACGGUCAGGGCUAUUCUACGCACAGAGGUCAAGCCCUUCACCCCUCGAGAGUUCACCAGUGAAGGGAUGCUGGAAAGGGUCCAUGCUUACAUCACUCAUCAGGACUUCUGCAGCGUGUCCUUCCCUACCUGGCCACCUGAGAGCGCUCUGAGAAUACACCUGGGCCCCCUGGGCCAGUCGUGUGUGAGUGUUUGUCGACGUGCCUCCCUGGUGUGUGAGCCGGCACUGUUCCACCACCUCAACAACCCCGCAGCGUUCACCAGACUGGGCCUGUCCUGCUCCAGCAUGGACCAGGAAGUGGACAACCAUCUAUUUCCUGCCUACAGCCCGUGGGGUCGUCGCUGCGGCCUGCAGCGGGAGCGUCUCCUGUUCAGCUGCGCUGGGUCCGACCCUGUCCACCGCAGACUCUGUCCCUGCAGGGCCCACCGGGCGGGACAGGUGGCGCUGUGUCCUGACUGCCUCUAAGGGGCAGACUCUCAGGAUUCUCAUUGGAGAAAAAGGAGGAAAUGGAAGGUUGAAGUGCAUCCUAUGUCUGGGGUCAUGUUCACUAGGCACGAAACAAAAGAAAACCAACUGAAAUGGAGAGGUGCUAUCUGAACUUGUCCAAGGAGAAAUGCUUUUUUUUCGUUUUCUAUUGCAAAAUGUUUUGUUACAGUGUGCCCUGAUGAACACAACCCUAGGCUCUUCACUCACAGGAAAUGGAUGUCACGUUCCCGGUUUAUCUGAUAUCACUCAGGAAGAAAGAAGAUAUAGAGCCCUGAUCCGUCAUGUCUCCUCAGUUGCACAAAGGAAUAGGAGUAACAUAGGCAAAAUACGUUUUCUGUCUCUCCAUAUAGGCCUGACAUUACUUGGCCUCACACAGGAUAUAUCAGUGUUGUGUCCUUUCAUUCCCAGUAUAUCUGAUAUCUCUCUGCCUUUUCCUAUGUGGCCUGUAAAGUGACCACAACCUGUCAUACCAGAGGUCACUCUAUGACAAACUGAGUCAGGCCGCAUUUUUACAACCAGAGUCCAUCACAUCACAUUCAGGUAAUAGCUUCAACAGAGGGCCAUCACUCAUUGAUGUGGGGUGUAUGUAUCAUGAGGUUAAACACAAUGUUGCAGGUGGAAAUGUGACGUGUAGUGCUGACAUGACCCACAGUUCUAAAUGACAAACAGCCAUACCUGAUCUACACAAUAGAUUUCUAUCGUAACGUUCUCUUGAACAGACUUCCAUAGUAGUGGUGGACUGGGGCGUGUGGGAUUACUAGCCAUGUACAAUGGCCGCUCGCGUCGCAUCGCCGGCCCUGAAUAUUACCUCAGUCCUCCUCGGAUGUGUGACAGAGUAAAUAAUGGGGGCCAGAGCCAUGUAUUUAGAGUUAGGCCAAAUUUUUGAAUUUUGAAUAUUGUUCUAAUUAUAGACGUUCAGUUACAUAGUAUUAAGUAUUCCCCAUGUAUUGUUAAUGGGGAGCUAAAAUGUCAUGUAAGUGCAUCAUAAUACAGAAAUCAUAUUGGCCCAACUCUCUAAAUACAUGGCUCUGAUGGGGGCCAUUAUCAGAGUGAAUCAUGGGUAAUCAGCACUGAAUGUCUUUGAGAGGGCAAUGCAAUAAGACCACGAUUAUUCCCUCAUAUAAACACACUCAAAAUGCUGUACUAUAUACUAUGUGUACUGUGUAAGAUAUGUGUUUAUAUGACAGAAUAUUAAUAGUGUUAUUGCCCUAUUGCCUUUUGAUAUGAUAUAUCUAUAGUGAUCUGGCUGAACUUGUAGAGAGGACGAUUUUGAAGGACGAUAUCCUGCUCAGGAGCGAGCGUUGAACUGAACUAACAAACAAACCCGAGCCAAAUGAAGUGAGGGGUGAUGGGUCACAAAAACGAGUGUGGAGGUUGGGAAGCCUGUAUUCUCGCCUGGCUUCUUCCAUCACCCUUUUCUCUACAUAUAAGAGUGAGGGAAGAAGUGAGAGACCGAAACAGACGUAAAUGAAUAGCACUAAACUGAGGGCUCUUAUCUGUUAGAAGUGAUCGGGUGGGGGCUUACACAGUGCAGCUGCUAGCCUAGCUUCAGUCCAAGUCCUUGGACUGUCUAUGGGCUCCUUCACCUAAAACUAGAAAACUGAGAGAGGGUUUCUCAGAACAGACACACGUGAUUACCGUGACUGUCCCAAUGCACUCCGCGUAACCCAAACACAGCACAGCUCAGGAAUUGGACGGGACCACUCAGGGCUGUGACAGGAUUGGUCGACAGGAUGACGGACAGCUCAGUGACUGUAAAACGGCUGUCUAAAAAAAACAGUGGAACUGACAUAAGCAGAAUGUUUAGCAAAUUCAGCUGGCCCUGUCAAGUGAGACUUGAAUGUGAUUUGACGAACGUUCCAAAGAUGAUAAGAGUGAGUGGACUUGUGUUUUGUUUCAAGGCACUGUUCAUCAGUUACGGAAAAUAAAAUUGUACUUGACUCAAAGGAAUUAUACAAUGAGAAAUAAGAUCAUUGGGAAAUGUUGUGUAAUUUUGUGACUCACACUCACUGUUUUGUUUAAAGGUUCUCACAUAACACUUGACAAGCUGAUAAUGUAAGGUUAUAGAAGGGCUAAGAUAAAAUAAGAUUGUAAAAUAUAAUACAAUAUAAUAAAGUAUUUUUUUUACUCUUUAAUAUUGACAUUAUUGGAGCAUGACUGGCAUACUUUAGGUGCUACCAAUAGCUACACACACUGCUAGAUCUCCAAAGCCCACAAACGACAAACAACAUGUCACAAUUCUAGGGUGGCAUCUGUAAACUAUACAGUGCCCUCCACUAAUAUUGGCAUCCUUGGUAAAUAUGAACAAAACGGGCUGUGACAUUUUUUAUUUUCUGUUUAUCCUCUGUCAUUCAAAAUAUUCACAAAAAUCGAACCUUUAAUUGAAAUAAAAUGAUUGAAAAAAAUGUAUGUGAAAUAAAUUAAAUA
Salvelinus fontinalis (brook trout) is the source of this 5686-nucleotide messenger RNA. Its product is annotated as alpha-1,6-mannosylglycoprotein 6-beta-N-acetylglucosaminyltransferase B-like. Gene Ontology annotation, molecular function: alpha-1,6-mannosylglycoprotein 6-beta-N-acetylglucosaminyltransferase activity. The record is from RefSeq and is a predicted model, not a curated record. Lineage: Eukaryota; Metazoa; Chordata; Actinopteri; Salmoniformes; Salmonidae. The transcript has 17 exons. The coding region runs from base 983 to 3238 and encodes 751 amino acids. Gene Ontology annotation, biological process: protein N-linked glycosylation. Gene Ontology annotation, cellular component: Golgi apparatus.